This is a messenger RNA of Mya arenaria, 3394 nucleotides long. Its product is annotated as protein FAM199X-like. The record is from RefSeq and is a predicted model, not a curated record. Bases 144 to 1133 code for a protein of 329 amino acids. The transcript has 7 exons. NCBI's taxonomy places the organism in Eukaryota, Metazoa, Mollusca, Bivalvia, Myida, Myidae.
ACGUAUCGCGCAUGGAAUCCACGUUGACCGGCUUAGUCUCAACACAUUUUCUACGACGAAGCAGUUUCUUUCAUCAAUACUUGACGAUGACAGUUGUUUAACUUACAGAACCUUGACGCCUGUUAUUUACUCAUCUAAAACUAAUGCUGUCAGACGCACCGUUUUUGAGUCCUUGGUCUUCUGAGGUACUCAUAAAAGGCGACUACAAACUUCCAGCUGCUCAACAAUCAGAUGAAGAAGAUGAAUUUGAUCUUUACAAUUUUAGGAAAAGGCUGUGUGUUGACAGUUUACAGUUGAAUGUGGCAGGUUCAGAGUGUAGCAGUGAGGAUUUAUAUGGAGAUGAUGACAGCUUGCUUAAUGAUAUUGAACUCUCUACAGCCUACUGCACUCUCGAGACAAACUUAAAUGAUGUUAUAGAUGCCACUGCCAUUGUUAAUGCAAGUUGGUGUGAUGAAGAGUGCCACUCCCCAGCUAAUACAAGCAGUAUAAACUCAAAUACUAACAACAACAGCAAAGGCAGCAGUACCAGUAUUGCCAUCAGCAGUGAGUUAUCAACUUCAUCUACAGCAUUGUGCACAAGUCCGACUUUUCCAACUUUACCAGAGGCCUCUCAAGCGUUCACAUGUUCUACACUGUCUCCUGCCAGUAAAUCAAGUCGAGCAAAAGCUGGCAAAAAUGGUCUGGUAAAGAAAUGGAAAAACAUGUCAUCAAGUGAUCGAUUAAAACUGAUUGAUGAGCUGUCAUUGACGAUCAGCCACCAGCUAGACCUUCGAGAGCAAAUGGAAAUUAUCAAGAUUAUCGACCCUUCUGCCAACCUCAACCAGCAACGUAUGGAGUUUGUGAUAGACUUGAAUGUGAUAGACGACGUUAAACUACAGAAGAUCCAGGACAUUGUCAACUUCCACUGUGUUCAAUCCUCCGACCACCUCGAUAACCAGUCUCAAGCAUCACCUAGUAAAAAGUUCUCAAAGAGAAGUAAAAACCAAGACAGACGACCACGAAUUGACAAACAUCGCGUACAAAAGGAAUAUCGCCAGAAAUUGAAAGAAAAGAGAAGUGGUUUGUUCGCUGUGGAGGAACGAAUGGCUGUCUCCUCGACUAGUAUGGAAGAAGAAAUAGAUGUGCUAGGAUGAUGUAGAUUAUAGGAAAAUGCCUUACAUGUCCUUUCUAGUACAAGCUAACUGUAACAAGCAUCGACUCUUAACCCAUUUUGCAAUUUAACAACAAGCGUUGUUCAUUACCAGAGAAAUUUAAAAGUUCAGCUUCAUAAACUAUUAUUGAAUGAUUUUUGUUCUAGUCAUUAUGAUUCAGUUACAUUACAUUGUAUAACAUCAAUCUGUAUAAUGGAAGUAAAAACACAUGGUCAUUCAUUGAUGUGAAAGGUUGGAAGUAAAACUUUGCAGCAUUAAAAAGGACAUAUAUGGUGUUGAAAUAAAGUAUUAUCAUACAUGCCAUAUUUUCUGGAGACCAUUCAGGGAGAUUUGUUCAAAAGUCUGAAAAUUCAGGGGGAUUUUGGUGGUAUUCAGGGGGAUUUUUUAAAAAAUAAAAAUUUCGAAGUAUUUUAAGACGCAAGUACGAAAAGAACAAAUUGCCAUAAUUUUGAAAGGCUCCCUAGGGGAUUAUGUCCAGAAUUUAAGGGGAUUUGGGUCACAUACCAGGGGAUUUUCAUCAUCGCCAUGUAGCAUUACGGGCAUACCACAUACGAAUUCACCUUGUUUACCCCUUUUUCCAGCACUUCAUCUUUAUUUUUAUGAGACACAGCCAUAUUGCAUAAUAAAGGCACUCACAUGCACAAUAGAAUACUUCACAGAAAAAUAUGUUUCAGAGACAAUUUAAUGGGCUUACCUUCCUCUAAAAUUGGAUACAAAAUCUGCUGCCUAUGAUCAUAAAUGAUGACAUUCAGACUAAUAGAGAGAAUGGAAUGAAUUAUCAAUAUUUUUCAUUUCAAUUCCCAAAUAGUCAGAUUUGUUUGCUUCUGAUAAAAAGCAAAUGCAUAAUUUAUUGUUUAAGUUCAUAAACAUAUCUUCUUUUGGCAUUCAUCAAAAAAUAAAAACAUCACCACCAUAAUAAAUAAAGUCAUUUCAUCCGAAUUGUCUACUUUCAGUUUCUCUUCUGGAAUUUCUGUUAUUUUCCGAUAUUUGCGAUGAAGGUCAAUGUCAUGUAUGUAAACAUAUUAGUGAGGCAUAACAAAAACAGCAUUGUCUAUUAGUUAUUUUAAUCCUUUUCUUUACUGAAUAAUUUACUGUCACCUUUAAAUUAUUAAUCCUUUUGAUGACAAUGACACAUGUUUUGAAGAACGCUUUAAUUUGUUACAUCCUCUCUGAUUGGAUAAAAAUGAUAGUUUUAACCAAUGAAAAUCUGGCCAGUCUAAUUUACAUUUCUUACGCAAAUUCUGUCAGUUUCAAUCAAAACAAUGCAUGAAAUGUGCCCUGCUGAUUUAUUGAGUGUCACCCAAUAGGUGUUGUUAAAACACACCAUCAGUUGAUAAUCCAAUUAAGCUUCAGGACAGGAAGGGCAUUAUAACUGUAAACAGGCAUAUAUAAUUAAACACUGUGAUAAAUUUGCGUAAUUUUAAACACACUUUUUUUAAAUUCCGGGGGAUUUUAUCCCCCUCCGGGAGACCGGGGGAUGGGUCGAAAUUCCGGGGGAUUUUUCCCCCCUCCGGGGGAUAUGGCAUGUAUGUAUUAUGAGCAGCUACUUACAGAAUAAGAUUAAGACUACGCUUAGUGAAUAAUUUGUGACAUGACAGUUGAUUUAAGCCAGGUACUGUGCACUAGUACUAUAUUAUAUAAUACAAAUAUUUCUUUGUUAUCAUGUUAAGUUUGGCAUAUAACAAUGAAAAAAUACCCUUGUUAUGCAAAAGAUCAUGUUUGAUAUAUUUUCAUUUCUAUGUUUAAAUGAUUUAUACUCAUUCUGGUUUCCUUUAAACUUACAAUGCAUAGUCAAUCUUUGAUCUCGAAACCCAAAUCAAGUGAUAGGGUUAUUGUAAACUUUGAAGUUAAAAUGUUAUUUGCAUAAUCAAUUUUACCAAAAAGAGGAGCACAAAAAAUAGUAUUUAUAAAGUUAUAAGAAUAUAUAUUUAAUAAGAAUGAAAUGCAUGUCAAAAUUGAUAAAUUUGAAAAGAAAUAAUCACAAUAGGUUCCAUUUUAAAGUGUUCAACAUCCACGAUAUUUAAUGUUAUAAAUGUGUGCUACAGUCGGUUUUAGACUGCCAAAACCAAUGUGCUCAUUUAUACUUGUACAUGUUUUAUCAUCCUCUGCAUUCCUUUAAAAUAUUUUUUUAAGUGUUUAUCAAUUUAAUGCAAUUGAGAUAUUUUUGCAUGUUAUUUUCUACAAUUAUGGUUUGAAAAAGUUUGGAAAAUCUUGAAAGAAAAAAUAAAAGCUUGAAUAAUGAA